This is a messenger RNA of Marchantia polymorpha subsp. ruderalis, 1485 nucleotides long. Lineage: Eukaryota; Viridiplantae; Streptophyta; Marchantiopsida; Marchantiales; Marchantiaceae. The record is from the annotation of a GenBank genome assembly.
AGGCAGAGCGCGAGCGAGGGGCUCGUCGAUCCUUGGGAGGCAAGAUGCCUGCGCAAUCUGUCGUGCUCGUCGUUCCAGUUCCAGUUCCAGGGCCAUCUUUUCGUCGAGGUGCCGAGGCCUGCGGGGCGCUGGGCAGCGCAAAGCCCUGCCUAGGGUUUAGCAGCAGCAGCGGUAGUAGGAGCUCUUCGAGCCAUGUCAGUGCACGGGACCUGAGUUCCUUUCGAUUUUCUUCCUUCCACGAUUUGCUUCUUCCGCGUCGACCGAGGGCCAAGCGGCCGACUAUGGGCGGUGGUGGUGUUACGCCGUUGCCUGCUUCGGGUACUCCCGUGCAGAGCAAAUUGGGCGAUGGAGACGGAAUUGUGAUCGUGGACCACGGAUCCCGUCGAGCUCAAUCCAAUGCCAUGCUUCAUGAAUUCGUGAAGAUGUAUAAGGAGAAAACAGGCCGUCUGAUUGUGGAAGCUGCCCAUAUGGAGCUAGCAGACCCGACAAUUUCAGAUGCAUUUGAUCGGUGCGUGGAGCAAGGGGCCACACGUAUCAUAAUUAGCCCGUACUUCCUGUUUCCAGGUCGGCAUUGGGAUAAGGACAUACCCUCGAUCGUAGCCGAGGCAGCCAAAAAACAUCAUAAUGUACCAUAUCUUGUCACCGCUCCCAUCGGCCUGCAUGAACUGAUGGUGAUGAAUAUGGAGCCUCGCGAUUCAGCUCGAGGUGAAAACAACCAGAUGUUUUCUUCCAUUAGAUUGCAACCGAUGCUUAUCUAGUCUUUUUUUUUUGUCGUUUAACUUCUGGGUGGCAAGGAGGAGGUUUUGAACUAAGUACUCAGUCAGAAAGGUGUGGUUGUUUAGCCCACUGCAUAAACUGCGUGUCUCAUUCUUUUAUCGAUGAAUCCAAAGACCUUACACCAUUAUGCCCCGGCAGCAGUCGUCAAGAUGUCCCGCUUGCCAAAACUAUGAUGCGAACUUGUUGCUAACGUAUCGACCUAGUCAUCGUCGAGAAAAUGAUGGAGAGAUUCGUCGAUGGUAGUGACCACGACUGAUGUGAGGGCAGGUGAAGAUGCCACCUUCACAAACGAGUCGUCAAGCAACUGGCCAGUUCCCCAUAAUUUUCCAACCAAGGAACUAAUCCUUGGUUACAUGUGUGCCUCUGUCAAACCCCAACAUUGCACGGCUUUGGUCACGGCGUGGCAAUCUCUCCCCGUUCGAUUCGCAAACUUUGUCCUACCGUGAAUCGUUGAUGCGUAAUCGGAACAGACAGUGUUGGAGAAAUUGACACUGGCGGGGCAUGGUGUGCCCGAUCUCUUGUUUGCCUUCUGAAAAAACUGGACUAUCUAUCGUAGACGCCCAGCUGCAGUAGCAACUGGAAACGAUGAAGUGGUCAUAAGAGAGACUGGUUUGGUUGAGAUAUCAUAAUUGCCUUAAUGCAUAGGACUAAUAGAUAAUUAAGGUUUCAGUGGCACAUAUACUUAAUAUGUUAAGAUUACUAUACGUG